GUUCCCAGUGAAAAGGAAGAAAGCAGAGUCACACACAACACACACACCCUCCCAUUGCUGGUCCAUAAGGAAGAAUCUCCCUCCCUUCCAGGAUGUGCUAUUAAGCAGCACAGCAGCCUCCAUCCAUCCUUAUCAGCAGUGGCACACACACACUGCCAGGCGGCAACAUACAGACUGCUCUUCCAGCAGAGCCCAGAGAAUAUACCACCUGCUGAUACCAUCUUUAGGGAACAUCCCUGCUACAAGGGCUCAUGGAGACGGCUUUGAUUUUCCUUUGUUCGGUCUUGGUACCAAUUCUAGGUGCCAGUGAAGAAAAAAAGGAAACAGAUCCAUUUCACUAUGAUUAUGAAAGCCUGCGGAUUGGAGGCCUGGUGUUUGCAGUCGUUCUUUUCACACUGGGGAUUCUGCUGAUAUUGAGUCGACGGUGCAGAUGCAAUAAUCUGAACCAGAAACAAAGGGCUCCAGGAGAUGAAGAAGCUCAAGCAGAAAAUCUUAUUGCAUCUAAAGCUCGGGGAGCUCAGAAAACAGAGAACUAACAAGACAACCUGACCCCAGGGAUUACCAGAGAACAAACAACGCAAAAAACUUUAAAGAGCGCUUCACCUACUACCACCCAUCGUGAAUCAGGCCUCCCCUUUCCGCCAUGUUGUGCGUCUGCACCACAUGUGAACUUCUUAUUUACCAUUUGUUUCUCAGUGCUGUCUGUGCUCUUCACUUGUAGCGUCUUAGCACUUUGUGGCAGACAUUUUCCUAGAGGCUUAGAAGGAGUUAAGAUGUUGGUAACCUAAACUUUGUGGCCAAUGUUUGUUCCUGUUCUCAGUCACAGCACAUGCCACAUUAGGGAAGGAAAUUUCACUGACCGCAGAAUUUCUUUUUUCUUUUUAUUUCAAGCGUUUCAUCUUGUUUACCUCCAAAAUCAUACAUUUAUUAAGACAGGUGUGUUAAACAGUCUAUAUCUAUAGGAGGUCACAAUAGCCAGAUCGAAAAGUGUGCUUGUGCCUUUAAAUAUACCUAGUUAGUGAGUACUGUGGAGCUACACGUAGUAAUGUACGAGAUUAUGGCGGAGCCACAUACCCCGUGUGUUUAGCAUAUCUGUUAUUUGUAUAUAAUCACACAUAUCUAGUCACAUACAGAGUACUGUGCAUCUAUGUGCUGCAGAACACUGUGUAGGUAACGUAUAUCCCAAACAGUGCAUUUGUCACUCACAAAGCACUGCGAAUCCUAUGCAGAGUAUAGUGGUGCCGACUCCUUACUUCAGCCAAUGUUUUUCAUAAAACAAUAAACACUCUGCUGUAAUACUCUGCACUGCUGUACAUCGCAACUGCAGGAAGGAUUUAUCCACAAUAAAAUUGUCCUAAACAUCUUAGGAAGCUAGAAGACAUGGUAGCUUGGAUACAAAAUAGUGUCAUGGUUUUGGGAUGUACAUAAAAAAUGCUCAUUUGAGACUGCAUUGAAAUUUGGUGCAUUUGAUUUAAUUCUCUCUAUUUAGUUUUUGUUUUUUUGGAACAGUGCCCUGUCAGCACAUGCUGCUGUUAGACAUUAAAGCAACGCUAAGAAUCAAAAAUGAUAUGAAGCAAAUUUUAGUAUAUAUAGAUCUAUUCUUUAAGAGACACCGCAUUACGUAUUCUGCUAAAAGCGUUACUAUCACUUUAAGUCGGGGGCUGGGUGUUUAGACCCUCCCCUGAGCUGGGAGAAAUGCUUAGAUAAGCUCUACUAUUCUUGGCUUUGCCUGUCUCAUUGCCGGAUUUUGGUUCCAUAGUAUGGAGUCCGACUCUUGCAACGAGACUAGGAAAGUAGCGAUCCAUGGAGUGAAGUCCUUAGCUCAGCUGUCUAGAAAUUGGCUGGGGUCUGGACAACCAGAUUCAGACCAAUCAAAACUUUUGGUAUGUCUGUGUGGCAUGUAAACAGUCUUUUAAUGUGACAAUAACGCUUUAAGUUUAGGACUGUAUUUCGUGUCAUGACAUGAAGAUCGCAGUGUCACGCUCAGGGCUAAAGUCCUGCAGGAACACAUGGGAACUGAGUUCCUGCACUUUUUCCCAGCAGGAACACCAUUCCCAUUAGCAGGAGUCCUGCAGGACCAGCCCUUGAGUGGAAAUCUUGGAUGAGUUCCAUUACUUUUUUCCAGGACUUGACCCCUGGUCACAGUUAUCCAACAUCUAAAUUUAAUGGAUUUUUGUUUUCAGGUCACAUGGAAUUUUGCAAGCAUUGACCGCGAUUCAAGUCUGCGAUUGGCCUUUUUUUUUAACUGUCAAAUCCCAACUCACAGACAAAUCCCACAGAUGCAUUUUGCUGUUUUGUCACCAAAGUCGUCAUGUAGCCCUAACUUUAAAGAGAAAUGUUACAUUAACUGCACUUGGCAACUUCACUGGCACUAUAAUCAGAAUUUGAAGAAAUAUUUUAGGUCAAAUUCAAAAAUAUAAAUUUUUUUGCUUAAAUUAAAUGUUCCGAACGCUGUUUUUGUGCCCCUUGUGGCAUCAUGGCCUUGCCCCUCAAUGUAAGUCAAUGGGAGGUAGUGUGAUGGCCAUCGCACCCCUCCCAUUGACUUACAUUGAAGGGGCAUGGCCAUGACAUCAUGAGGGGCGUGGCUGACCCUUGCAGUGCGAAAACGGCGAUCGGAACAUUUACUUCCGAAUGCUGGCUAGUGGAGUACCCCUUUAACUGCAGGUGCUCCACCCAAGCCAGAAUUCUCAUCUGUUCCAGUGGCCCCAUUAUAUUGACCCAGUCUCUCCCACUCCUCGGGCAGCUCUUAGGGCAGGGUAGUGCAUGAUGUGAGCAAAACUCAUCUAAUCAGAUCUAUACCAAAACCAGUGGAGGUAUUACCCAUAGCAACCAAUCAAAUUUCAACAUAAAGCUCUUUAAUAAAUAAAACAUCAAUCUUAUUAGUUAUUAAGGGCAACUCUGCAGUGUGACAUUUUUUUAUAUACAGAAAUUGCAUUCACAUUAGGGCAAUUCCCUAAUAGUGAUGAGCGGCAUAGGCCAUAUUCCAAUUCGCGAUAUUUCAUGAAUAUAUGGACGAAUAUAUGUCAUAUAGUCGUGAAAUUCGCAUAUUCGUUAGAUUCGUUUUUUUGCGUAUAUGCGAAAAUAUAUGUGCAUAGUCGCGAAUAUUGAGCCCUCCCUUCUUUAAUGGUAUAGGGAACUAAUGGGCUAUUGCAGUGGUAUCCAACCUGCGGACCUCCAGAUGUUGCAAAACUACAACUCCCAGCAUGCACGGACAGCCGUUGGCUGUCCGUGCAUGCUGGAGUUGUAGUUUUGCAACAUCUGGAGGUCCGCAGGUUGGAGACGACUGUACUAGCCCAAGGGAGGGCUCAAUAUUCACGAAUAUUUCGCAUAUGCGAAGAGCAGAGAGGGAUGCAGUGAUCACUGUUAUGUGUACUAUGAACAAAGGAAAAAAAAGCGAAUAUUCGUAAUUGCAAAUAUAUAGUGCUAUAUUCACAAUAUUCACGAUUAAAAUUUGAAUUUCGAAUAUUCCCGAGCAACACUAUUCCGUAAUAUAAUCUGAUAAGUUCUUCAAUGUAUAGGCAUGAACCUAUGCCGAAUCUAGUGCUAUUUUCCAGUUAGACAGCGUUGCAUUCAUUUCCAGUUCUCUUCCUGCCUGACCCUUGUGCAGAUGUGGCUGUUUCUGUGGCAUGUUCUUACACAAUCCAAUCUAUGUUUCCUAAAACAUGUACCGAUCUCGCUGUGAUUCUGGGGCAUCCCCUGCUCCUCCUCGAAUAAAAACACAAGCAUCUUUUUUUUAUUGUGUAUGUAAAUCUAGUGGCGUCAGAACAAUGUGAAAUAAACUUGUAUAUCUAACCCUCCAA
Messenger RNA from Hyla sarda, 3800 nucleotides. It is a transcript of the gene FXYD6, whose product is annotated as FXYD domain containing ion transport regulator 6. Lineage: Eukaryota; Metazoa; Chordata; Amphibia; Anura; Hylidae. Gene Ontology annotation, cellular component: membrane. Gene Ontology annotation, molecular function: sodium channel regulator activity. The record is from RefSeq and is a predicted model, not a curated record. Gene Ontology annotation, biological process: regulation of sodium ion transmembrane transporter activity. The coding region runs from base 252 to 536 and encodes 94 amino acids. The transcript has 8 exons.